AUGUCACAAGCUGGGCCUCCCAAAACGAUGACAGACGACACAGAAUCAGCAGCGGGAGCCGCUGAGACGGGAGGAGCUGGCGGAAGUCAAACGAAUGCUUCCAAAACCCGACACAAGAGAACGCGCACCGGGUGUCUAAAAUGUCGGAUCCGACGGCGCAAAUGCGAUGAAGGCAAACCGCGCUGUCAGCGCUGCAUCGACGGCAAUUUUGACUGCCAAUACGGCCCUCGAUUGACCUUCUUGAACAAGAAUGCCUUGACCGUCUCGCCGUCGCCGAGAGCGACUGAGGCGACGACGCCAAAGUACUCGAGGCUCCAGUUCGUCAGUCCGGGAGCCGCGAAGCAAGGCGCCAAAGAAGCGCCGGGUUCGCCUCAAUCGCAAAAGGCUCACGAUGUAGCUGUAACCGGCACCGCGGCGGCGCCGUCGCCACCGCUGACGGCUCACGCGCAUACGCCGACGGUCAUGACGUUCCAGGCGAAUCUGCAGCCGCCGGAACCCCCGACGCCGAAACCGCUUCCCGUCGAGCCGAGCAUUGCGCAGAAUCACCAUCCUCCGCCGGCGCAUUGGCGCGCGCAGAGUCUCGGGCAUGAGAGCUUGUCGUCCCCCGUGCGGAAUCUCGACAUUACGGGCAAGGUACCCGGCACGUCACCGAACAACGACGCCGCGUAUGAGACUGCGCUUAACGUCCUGCUGUCUCUCGGCAGCGAGGGCGCGACCGGCAUGGGCCAGUCUCCCGGCCAUAACUCGGGGCCGUUCGCGAUCGGUGCCGAUGGCAUGGGGAUGAGUCCAAAGGACUUGAUGUCCGUCUCGCCGAAUUCGACCAGGGAGAGGAGAGAUUCGAGCGUGGCGCGCGCUCCGGCCUCCGCCAGCAUUUCGCAGGACAGGUUGCUCCAGCUGUUGCGCCACUUUCGAUAUCAGGUUGCGCCUUGGCUCGAUUUAUGCGACAUGAGCCAGACAUUCGGUCUCUAUGUCCCGCGCCUUGCGAUUGAAUCCGAGGCGGUUCUACAUGCUCUCCUGGCGGUAUCAGCCAUUGCUCAGCAAGGCGAUUUACGAGCGACACCAAACGACAUGGAAUACCUCAAAUCUCUUGCUGAAACAGGACCGAUGAAACAAAACGGUGUUAACAACAUUAACGACGGCGAUCUAGCUCACUUGACACUGUCAACAGCUUGCCGCUUCAUCUCAAACAUACCAAACGGCUGGCACGAACUGCCCGUCAUCAGCGACACCUUUUGGAGCAUGGCACUUGCAGACGCAGGCCCGAAAACGAUAACAAUUCUCUCUGUUUUGAUAAGGCUUGAACUCGCAGCCGCCCUCGUAACCGGCGCUCCGAUAUCCGUCCCUGAGCAAUUAAACUACAACCCAUUAUCUCAACAAUGGAACAACUCCUCCGCCGUGGCAGAGACGAUAUUCCAAUACACAAUCGAGCCGCUCCUCCUCUGCGCCAAAGUGGUCAACUUCUGCGCCGGCAGCUUCCCGCCGCAGACCCCGGAUCUCGGCGUGCCGCUCACGCCCGUCCACCGCUGGACCAUGCUCAGCGACGCCCUCGGCGUCUGGUACACCAACCGAGCCCAGGAGUUCCGGCCGAUGGUCGAGAUCGACGGCGGCGGCGACGACAACCUGUUCCACAUCAUCCUCUUCACCAACGGCGCCGCCGUAUUCGCGAACCAGCUAUACCACACCGCCAUGCUGUUAUUACUGCAGAAUAAGCCGCGGACGCUGCAGGCGGCUGGGAAGAAGUCGUCUUCCAUGUCGCCGCUGUGGCAUGCCCAGCGCGUCUGCGGCAUAGCCUUGAACAACGACCGCAGGGACAGCUGGGAUCUUUGCCUGGUGGCGUCGUUGUAUUUGGCGGCACAGCGCAUGACGUAUGAGCCCCAGCAGAGGGCGAUUCUGGAGUGCCUCGAGCGCGUCAAGUCGCUGACGGGCUGGGAUGUAGAUGGGUUCUCGAGUAAAGUCCGUGAGGACUGGGGUUUUAUGUAA
Colletotrichum truncatum is the source of this 1980-nucleotide messenger RNA. RefSeq names its product C6 zinc finger domain-containing protein. NCBI's taxonomy places the organism in Eukaryota, Fungi, Ascomycota, Sordariomycetes, Glomerellales, Glomerellaceae. The record is from RefSeq and is a predicted model, not a curated record. Gene Ontology annotation, cellular component: nucleus. Gene Ontology annotation, molecular function: transcription cis-regulatory region binding; DNA-binding transcription factor activity, RNA polymerase II-specific; zinc ion binding. Gene Ontology annotation, biological process: positive regulation of transcription by RNA polymerase II.